Molecule: messenger RNA, 4267 nt
Organism: Guyanagaster necrorhizus
Lineage: Eukaryota; Fungi; Basidiomycota; Agaricomycetes; Agaricales; Physalacriaceae
Product: multidrug efflux transporter AcrB transmembrane domain-containing protein
Exons: 7
Coding region: 34-4128 (1364 amino acids)
Biological process (GO): sterol transport; transmembrane transport
Cellular component (GO): membrane
Molecular function (GO): transmembrane transporter activity; sterol binding
Source: RefSeq, a predicted model, not a curated record
GUCACUGUCAUUUGUACAGUGCUUACCACCACCAUGGCUGGGCAAUGUGCCAUGCGGGAUACUUGCGGGAGGAAGGGCAUAUUUGGUAGAGACUUACCAUGUCCGUAUGAUGGGCCUCCAGUCCAACCAGACAAUCGCAACCUCCUUAUCUCUAUUUGUGGUGCCGACUUUGCCACAGGACCCACCUGCUGUACCUCUGCCCAGCUCACUACUCUCCAGGACAACUUUGCACAGGUCACCGGCCUCAUUUCCUCUUGCCCCGCUUGCUUGAACAACUUCAAGUCUUUCUUUUGUUCCUUCACGUGCUCUCCAAACCAAGCGUCUUUUCUCAAUGUUACAUCUACUCAGUCGACCACGUCGGGCAGGGCGGUCGCUUCAGUCGACUUCUUUGUUGGAGAUACCUUUUCUCAAGGCUUCUUCGACUCGUGUAAGAAUGUCCAGAUGGGUGCCACAAAUGGCUUUGCCAUGGAUCUCAUUGGAGGCGGGGCGAAGGAGCCCAAGGCCUUCCUCAAGUACCUUGGAGACGAGAAGCCCAUUGGCAGUCCAUUUCAGAUCGACUUCCCCCCGUCUUCUGUAGAGAUUCCCGAAGGAAUCGAGAGGCUUGACCCUCAACCACGGAAUUGCGCAUCCACUGACCUCGGUAGUCGAUGUUCGUGCAUCGACUGCCCCGACAUAUGUCCAUCUCUUCCCGACAUCCCGGCCGCCGCCACGUGCAAUGUAGGCGUUAUUACGUGCUUGUCAUUCGUACUCAUCCUCGUAUGGUCUCUGUGCGUGGCAGGCUUCUUGGGGGGCACCAUUGUAGGGAGAACCAUCAGGAGGCGGAGAGAGAGGGGUUAUGAGCGAGUUGCGCUAAGUGCAGAGACAGCUUCGCUUUCGCCACGGUCAUAUUCACGAGGGCUGAUCGGUGCCGGUUCUUUGGCGCAGUAUUUGGAUGAGAAUGAAGCCGGAAACGGUAUGCGCAUAACGACGGAGGAGGAGCUGGGACGGGGCGCAUCGUUAUUAGACCCCGUGGAGACUGCGCAACCACGUCAGUACAAACUGAACAACGUCCUGAGGCGGGCGUUCUACCGGCUCGGACUCUGGGCAGCUUCCAGCCCAUGGCUCACUUUCUUCAUCUUUUUCACUCUUGUCGGACUGCUCAACGUGGGAUGGAAGAAUUUCGAGAUUGAAACAGACCCAGUACGGUUAUGGGUCUCACCUUCUUCGGAGAGCAAGAUCCAAAAGGAAUAUUUCGAUGAACACUUCGGGCCAUUCUAUCGAACUGAACAGAUUUUCAUCACUACCAGUGGCGAAGACAAGGAACCCGUUUUAUCUUGGGACCACUUGAAGUACUGGUUUGACGUCGAGGCAGAUAUUCGUGGGCUCAAGUCUCCGGAUGGAUAUACACUUGAAGAUGUAUGCUUCAAACCGGCUGGUCCUGAGGGCGCAUGCGUCGUUCAAUCUCUCGCUGCGUGGUUUGGGAACGAUUUAAGUGGGUACAACGAGAAGACAUGGAAGGGACAUCUGCAAGGAUGCGCCGAAUCUCCCGUGGAGUGUCUUCCAGAUUUUCAGCAGCCACUUGCACCACAGUAUGUCUUGGGUGGCAUUCCAUUAGACCAAGAGGGUCGGAAAAACUACUUUGGUGCUGAAGCCAUGGUGGUUACUUACGUGGUUUCGCAUGCGCCAGGUGUGGAGGAAUGGGAAGAGCUUCUUCGUGCCUAUCUCACUGAUCUGUCCGACCGGGUCGUGGAGGAGACUGGGCUGGAGCUGGGUUUCUCAACGGGAGUGUCACUGGAGGAAGAGAUCAAUAAGAGCACAAACACAGAUGUGAAGAUUGUUGUGCUUUCAUAUGUCGCGAUGUUCGUCUACGUAUCGUUGGCCUUAGGCAGUGGGGUUCACACAGAAGAAGAGGGGGUAGUUUCAUCACUUGUCAGAUGGACAAGGAAUUUCCCUGGUCUGUUCAAACGAAGCACCUCUGGUGCCAUGUCGAUUGACUCCCGGACUACGCCACGAUGGGUACCUAGACUCCCACGUACAUUAUUCACUACAUCCAAGUUCACCCUCGCUCUGUUUAGCAUAUCCCUGGUCAUUCUGUCAGUCUCAUCAUCUGUGGGAUUCUUCUCCGCGAUUGGUGUCAAGGUUACUUUGAUUAUCGCGGAGGUCAUACCGUUCUUAAUUUUGGCUGUGGGGGUAGACAACGUCUUCAUCCUGGUGCACGAACUGGGCAGACAGAACUUACUUCAUGGGCCUAAUGCUGGACUAUUAGAUGGAGGCGUAUUGUCGUCAGCCACCGAUUCUAACAUGUCGCGAGCGGGACAUUUGUCUCCUUUUGAUUCUUCGCAUGAAGAGGUGGACGCGGCGUCGGUUCCUUUGUACUUUUCCGCAGAGGAACGAGUAGCGCGGACGUUGGCGAAGAUGGGUCCUUCGAUCUUGCUGAGCUCAAUAACGGAGACAGUGGCCUUUUCGUUGGGUGCUGUAGUCCCCAUGCCGGCAGUGAGGAAUUUUGCGCUCUAUGCCGCAGGGAGUGUGUUCUUAAAUGCAUUGCUCCAAGUUACGGUCUUUGUCAGUGCUUUGGCGCUGGAUUUGCGGAGGUCUGAGUCUGGUCGUAUUGAUUGUAUUCCCUGCAUCAGAAUUUCGAGCCGCAUUGAGCUACUUGAUGUCCCCAGUGGCACAAGACUUGGAAAAAUUGCACGGUUCGUAAAGAGACAUUACGCGCCAUUCUUGUUGAAGCCUGCUGUGAAGGGCAUCGUCGCUCUCGUAUUCUCUGGCAUAUUCGUAGCUUCUGUCAUUUCAAUACAGCACAUAGAGCUUGGUCUUGAUCAACGUCUGGCAUUGCCUUCUGAAUCAUAUCUUGUACCAUACUUUAAUAAGCUCGAUGAAUACUUGGACGUCGGACCUCCCGUCUACUUCGUUUCGACGGACAUCAACGUAACCCAGCGAUCCGGACAACAGGCACUUUGUGGCCGAUUUACAACAUGCAACGAGGUUUCUGUCGCCAACAUCCUUGAAGCCGAACGCAAACGCCCUGAAACAUCUUUCAUCUCUGAGCCUAGUGCUUCUUGGAUAGAUGAUUUCCUUGGGUGGUUAGAUCCCGCUAAAGAGGCGUGUUGUCGGGUACGGAAGCGAAACCCCGAAGUGUUUUGCACUGAGCGCGACUCGCCUAGAUUGUGUCAACCUUGUUAUGAAGGCAGGGAGCCUGCUUGGAAUAUCACGAUGCGGGGGCUUCCGGAGGGCGACGAGUUCAUGAAGUAUCUACGCCAGUGGCUUAUAUCGCCCACAAAUGAAGAAUGUCCGUUGGCUGGGAAAGCAUCGUUUGGUAUGGCGCUAUCACUGAGUCAAUCCGACGAGGAGGGACCAGGAUCCGUAGUUGCCUCACACUUUAGGACGUUCCACAAGCCGCUCAAAUCGCAAGCGGAUUUCAUACAUUCCUUUGAAGCAGCUCACCGAGUCGCGGAUGAUAUUUCGGAGAAGACGGGAUCAUAUGUGUUUCCGUACUCACUGCAUUAUGUGUUUUUCGACCAAUACGCGCAUAUUCUCGCCAUAACGCAGGAGGUCCUUGGACUCGGGUUGGGUGCAGUGCUUUUGGUAACCGCGAUCUUCCUGGGUUCAUGGCGCACGGGUAUGAUUGUAACGGGCGUUGUAGGGCUUACAGUGAUUACAGUCAUGGGUGUGAUGGCCGUUUGGGGCGUCAGUUUGAAUGCUAUCAGUCUGGUGAACUUGGUCAUUUCGCUAGGUAUCGCGGUGGAGUUUUGUGUACAUGUAGCAAGAGCAUUUAUGAGUGCAGGCUCGGGUCUUCCGGUGGAUCACCCUGCAGGGCAGAAGGAGCGAGAUGAGAGAAUGUGGACCGCUUUAGUUGAUGUCGGGCCUUCGGUAUUAUCUGGUAUCACAUUUACAAAGCUCAUUGGAAUGUGUGUAUUGGCCUUAACACGCUCAAAACUAUUAGAGAUCUAUUAUUUCCGCAUGUGGCUCACGCUCAUUAUAUCGGGUGCUUUGCAUGGGUUGGUCUUGCUUCCCGUGAUUCUGAGCGUUGCCGGAGGGCCAGGAUUCCCUCUACAAGAGGCAGACGAGGAAUGGAUGACGAAUGCUAUAAGAAAUGAUUAUGAAUAUGCGCCUUUCUUGGCCGACGAUGAUUCGGUUGCUAGUGAUUAGAUCUGUUUGUAUUACUUGGAUUGCUAUAUGGACAGCUGUGUAUCCUUUAACGACACCUGCAAGUAAUUUCAUUAACGCAGAACUUUUUUUCAAUACUUGGAAGCAUCUGAAAGUAUGGUAUAUAAGUAUAAGUAUCGUA